AUGCCCAUUUUUCAUGGUGGAAAAGGCUCCGGUUAUCAUAAUAAUGUCUCAGCUGCUAAUGCCGAAGAAUACUGUAGGCGAAGUAUUUUACUGCCUUUUAUAAACAACAUGAUCUCACAACUCAAACUACGAUUAUCUUUCUCGACUUUGAGAAGGCUAAAAACAUACUUAAGAAGUACCAUGCAUAAAGAACGCUUAAGUGCUCUUGCACUGCUGAAUUCAAGCAACGUCAGUGUUACUUCCGAGGAACUCAACCGGAGACUUUGCUGUACGCCCAAAGAAAGAGGCCGACUGAAUAAAGAGCAACUAACCGUUCUCGAGUUUAAGCUGUCUGUUCUUUGA
Stegodyphus dumicola is the source of this 342-nucleotide messenger RNA. RefSeq lists its product as uncharacterized. The record is from RefSeq and is a predicted model, not a curated record. NCBI's taxonomy places the organism in Eukaryota, Metazoa, Arthropoda, Arachnida, Araneae, Eresidae.